Molecule: messenger RNA, 1119 nt
Organism: Chenopodium quinoa (quinoa)
Lineage: Eukaryota; Viridiplantae; Streptophyta; Magnoliopsida; Caryophyllales; Amaranthaceae
Exons: 2
Coding region: 1-1119 (372 amino acids)
Molecular function (GO): nucleic acid binding; RNA-DNA hybrid ribonuclease activity
Source: RefSeq, a predicted model, not a curated record
AUGAAAAAGAAAGAAGAAAAGAGUGAAGAAGGGAUAGUAAGGUUUUUAGAUGCGGCCACUGUCUCCGGCGUGUAUUCGGUCAAGACGGGUUAUGCAGUGCUAAUACAACAGCUCCCAGCUCAAACAGCCGACCCCUUUUGGAAAACUCUUUGGUCCCUUCCUCUACAGCCGAAAUGGAAACUAUUCUUAUGGAAGUUACUUCAUAAUGGUUUAGCGAUCAAGUCUGAACUUCAUCGUCAGGGGGUUCCGAUACAAGAUGUGUCAUGUGAUCUUUGCGGUGCUCAGACUGAGGACUUCAACCAUCUGUUUCGGGAGUGCAGAAUUGCAAGAGCAGCUUGGAGGGGUGGAUGUUUGAACAUCCACUCACAACUUCAUGGAUACCAUUCUAUUUCAGAUUGGAUCCAAUAUUAUAUCCGACUUCUCAUUAGUCAGGACGGAAUUUCAAGUUCCAAUAUUAGUACCUUCGUUGGUACUUUAUGGGCUCUGUGGUUAUUCAGGAAUAACAGGGUUUUCAAUCCUGAUACGCCAGUUAUACAGCCAGUUGGGUUGUACAUUUUUAGCAUUUUGCAAACCCAUAUUGUCUUUAUGGAUACGGAUACUACUACGACAAUUUCCCCGUCUUCUACUAUUCAGGAGGGUUUGCCCCCGCCUGGGUUUCAUGUGGCCCAUUUAGGGAUCUCUCGUACAGGUACCCUCUUCGUUCAGCUUCAGAUUGAUGGAGCUUGGUACAAGGACACUCGGCAUGCAGGAAUAGGGUGGUGUGUUGAUAAUGCAAAUCCGCUGGAUGAUAGGAUUAUUGGUGGGAGUAAUUUUGGACUUUGUACUUCCGCUCUUCAUUCGGAAGCCUUGGCUUUUUUGUAUGCCCUCCAAUGGGCUUCAGACUGUCACAUUCAUUCGGCUCGACUUUUUUCGGAUUCUUAUAAUCUAGUGACCCUCCUACGAGGCGAUGGCCGGGGGGAUAUUGGGAUUCUUUGGCUAGUACAACAAAUACAGUGUUUGGGCUCCACCUUCCAACAUUGCGAGAUUUACAAGGCUGACAGGAAUCGUGUUCACCGGGCCCACCAAAUUGCAGGAGAAGCUGCUGUCCUUUUUAUUCGCUUUAAUAGUACUAUGUUGUAG